UUUUUAAACAGACUGCUGUCCUGCGGCGCGCGCACCGCUCCUCUUACACAAACCUCUGGGCACAAUGUUUUCCUGCCUCUAACGGGACCUUCGUCUCGGCUGGACUCAACCCGCCAUGUAGGCUGCGCGCGCUGAAGCUCUCGGGGACAUUUCGUUGGAUCUUGCGGUUCGGGAGCAGCAGAGCGCGCGGCUCUUCCAGGCUGUUGUGCGGGAUCCGGGGACCACCGGGGCGGACUGGCCACCAUGCUCCGGCCGUGGGCUGCGCACUGGGUCGCGGUUGUGCUCCUGUGUGGGGCGGUGGCACAGUACUCCAGCGACCAGUGUAGCUGGCGAGGAAGUGGUUUGAGCCACGAGUCUCAUCGUAGAGAUGUGGAGCAGGUCUACCUCCGCUGCUCUCAGGGGUCCCUGGAGUGGCUCUACCCCACAGGAGCUAUCAUUGUCAACCUGCGGCCAAACACAGAGCCCUCUUCAGGACACAUGGCAGGUUUCCAUGUGUGCAUCAAACCCUACACUUACUCCCAGGGUUCUCAUUUGUAUCUGGAGCGUGCGGGGGAUCUGACGCUGCUGCUGGCAGAGGAGGACCACGCUCAGGGUACAGUGCACUGUUUCAGCCUGGCAGAGGGAGCUCUCUUUGUGGAGGCCGUCCCUCACACAGACAUCAGCCGGAGGAUCACAGCUUUCCAGUACGAGCUGGUGCCCAGUCAGGGGCCCGGGGCACACAUGUACCCAUACCUGCACCCUGGUUUAGUCACCUGUAAACCCUGCUCAGAUGAAGAGGUCCUUAUGGCUGUGUGUACCAGUGACUUUGCCGGCAGUGGCAGCUUUCGAGAUGUGGCAUCAGGUACUAACGGCCGCUCCCCGGUUGUGCUGAGUCGGCUGUUCCGUCAGAAGAACAGGAUAUUUGCCUGGAGUGGAGCCAGAGGGCGGCGUUGGAGUGGACGUAUCAAUGUUCCUGCACAGUGCGGUGUGCAUCCUAGAGGGGAUGAGUACCUUUUGACUGGUUCUGUUCAUUUUGGAGAAGCCUGGCUUGGCUGUGCGCCCCGCUACAAGGACUUCCUGAAGUUGUACACCAGAGCAGAGAGAGCAGGAACAAACCCUUGCCAAAUAGACACAGACUGAGAAAUCUAUUCAUCUCUUCUGGGUAAAACAGGGUGGGGUGACUCUCAAAAAGGUCAGCGAGUAAGGCACAAAGAGGAACCGAGAGAUGAAUAGACUUAUGGCCAUCAUUAAAGGCUACUUUCUGCAGACUCUUCUCAGUGAUGUGCAACUUAUUGUUGCCUUGACAAUUGGACAGUUUGAACAUUUUAGUAGCCAACAUGCUGUCUGAACUAAAAUGUCCCCAUUUAACUGUAUUUGUAUGCUGUAUUCUGUAUGUGUAAAUGUGUUUGUGAAUGACUGAGGCAGCAAAUGAAUGAAUGAUGAGCUUAAAUUAAUUUUGUUUCUAACUGGUUAAAGUUUUUAAUCUCAUGACGAUACCGCUCGUGUGAUCAUUCUUGAAAUGAAAGUUUGCUUUGUAAAAAGCUUUCUGUAAAAUUUAGGAGUCUUCUGACAGAAGUGUACAGUAUGCAGCUCUGUGAGUCUUCAUGUACUAAGUGUGUGUGUGUUUUGCUAAUGAGUUCAAAUGGUCUAUAUAUUUGCAGAAAAUAAAAAGCCAUUCUUCA
This is a messenger RNA of Dicentrarchus labrax (European seabass), 1661 nucleotides long. It is a transcript of the gene metrnlb, whose product is annotated as meteorin like, glial cell differentiation regulator b. The transcript has 5 exons. Bases 244 to 1119 code for a protein of 291 amino acids. Gene Ontology annotation, molecular function: hormone activity. The record is from RefSeq and is a predicted model, not a curated record. NCBI's taxonomy places the organism in Eukaryota, Metazoa, Chordata, Actinopteri, Moronidae. Gene Ontology annotation, biological process: energy homeostasis; positive regulation of brown fat cell differentiation.